AUGAGUGCUUCGAUAUCUGGCAUGGUACUCGAUGAUAUCAUGGAGGCUCUCUUAAUUCGUAAUGAAAAAGAAAUUAAAAAAACAGAAGAAUGGUUGCAAAUUGCCAGAGAAGAAGAAUAUCUACAAAAAAGACUUCAACAAAAAAUUAAUGCUUCAAAUCAAGAACCAAAAAAUUCACCAUUCUUUGAACAUGCAUUUCCAACAGCAACAAUUCAACCAACACCAACAACUGUUCACUUAUCAAAUCAACAACAAUUUCUGCCACGUCAUUAUUACAAAAAACAACAUCAUCAACAAUCAAUAUCAACAAAUAAUCGAACAUAUUCAACAUAA
Messenger RNA from Rotaria sp. Silwood1, 333 nucleotides. The record is from the annotation of a GenBank genome assembly. Lineage: Eukaryota; Metazoa; Rotifera; Eurotatoria; Philodinida; Philodinidae.